GAGGCUCCGGCCAAGUCGGCGCAGGCGCACUGGCUUCGCGUGACUGAAGGGCGCCCGACUCAGGUAUUGAGUUGCUGCUGAUUUUCAUUUCCUCCGAUGUCCUGGAACUCAAAUGUGCAAACCUAGCUGAUCCUCCUACCUCUGGCUCCCAAGUGCCGGGAUUAUAAAUAUGCCUCAGCGCCUAGCACUAUUGACUUAGUAGGGAUCAAGACAAGGAAUUGAAGGAAAAAAAAAAAAAGCCUGCUCUCCGAUGUUGCCUGUGAGAUUGCAAUUGACUUGUUUCAGGGUCUCUCCUGUGUCCUGAAAUAGUAACAAUAUCAAACAUCCACCAGGCUCAUGGCCUGUGCCAAAAACUAUUGUGAGAAUUUUUUCUACCUUUAAAAAAUUCUCACAGUAAAUGUACAAGGCUAAUCUGGUGGUUAUAUCAUUUCAUGAUGAAACUCUAGCACACAGGUAGCUACAGAUGUGCCAGGCUGCAGGAAGUGGCCAGUGGAAGUUGGUUUAGAGCCCAGACUGCCUUAACUAGAGCCUGUGCAUGCAUAACUGGAUGCUAUCUCCACAACAGGCUGGUAACAUUUUCAUAAUCAGAAGAAUAUGACUUUCUGUUGUUGCUGCUGCUAUUGCUUUUUUGUCUGUUUUGUUUGUUUUCAUAUUUUUUUAAAAAGGUCUCUCUACAUAGCCCUUACUGUCCUGGCACUCACUAUGUACCAGACUGGCCUCACACUCAGAGAUCUGCCUGUCUCUGCUUCUCAAGUACUAGAGAUUAAAUGCAUCUGCCACUAUACCCAGAUGGAUUUCUUUAAGUGGUACUGUGAUGUGCUGGGCUAAUAGACAUGGAAGGAUCCACAUCUUGGAUCCCGUGCUGAGAACCCAGUUAACCGUCAUCCCAUGUGACUCAUUUUUCUCCAGGUGCCAGGGUGUCAUGGAAGGUCUGCUGACAAGAUGCAGAACACUGUCUGCCUUGGCUGCCUGCAGCCUCCGUCACUCCAGUUACCUCAUCCACAAGUGUUACCAUCGUGCGCCGGGGAGAGGACAGCGCUUGGUAUUAUCCCGCAUGUUCCAGCCUCAGAACCUUCGGGAAGACCAGGUGCUUUCUCUGGAGGGCAGAGCUAGCGACCUGACCUGUAAGAGCCAGCGGCUGAUGCUGCAAGUGGGCCUGAUCCUUCCAGCCAGCCCUGGCUGUUACCACCUCAUGCCCUAUACAGUGCGUGCCUUGGAGAAGCUUGUGCGGGUGAUAGACCAGGAGAUGCAGGCCAUCGGUGGGCAGAAAAUCAACAUGCCCAGCCUCAGCCCAGCUGAGCUGUGGCGGGCCACCAGCCGCUGGGACCUGAUGGGCAGGGAGCUGCUGAGACUGAGAGACAGGCACGGCAAAGAGUACUGCUUGGGACCGACUCAUGAGGAAGCGGUUACAGCCCUGGUUGCCUCCCAGAAGAAACUUUCCUACAAGCAGCUCCCCUUGUUGUUGUACCAGGUUACAAGGAAAUAUCGGGAUGAGCCCAGGCCCCGGUUUGGUCUUCUCCGUGGCCGGGAGUUCUAUAUGAAGGACAUGUACACCUUUGAUUCCUCCUCUGAGGCUGCCCAGGAAACCUACGGCCUGGUGUGUGAUGCUUACUGUAGGCUGUUCGACAGGCUGGGGUUGCGAUGGAUGAAGGCCAGGGCAGAUGUGGGCAGCAUCGGGGGCAUGAUGUCCCAUGAAUUCCAGCUACCAGUGGACAUUGGAGAGGACCGCCUCGUGGUCUGUCCCAGCUGCCACUUCUCAGCCAACACAGAGAUACUAGACUUGUCACAAAAAAUCUGCCCUGACUGCCAGGGUCCACUGACAGAAACCAAAGGCAUUGAGGUGGGGCACACAUUCUACCUCGGUACCAAGUACUCUUCCAUUUUCAAUGCCCUCUUUACCAAUGCCCACGGGGAAUCUUUGCUGGCUGAAAUGGGGUGCUACGGGCUGGGAGUCACUCGGAUCCUGGCUGCGGCCAUCGAAGUUCUCUCUAUGGAAGACUGCAUCCGCUGGCCCCGCCUCCUUGCCCCUUACCAAGUCUGUGUCAUCCCCCCUAAGAAAGGCAGCAAGGAGACAGCGGCCACAGAGCUUGUGGAGCAGUUAUAUGAUGACGUCAUGGAGGCCGUGCCGCAGCUCCAAGGGGAGGUCCUGCUGGAUGACAGGACCCACCUGACCAUUGGAAACAGACUGAAAGACGCCAACAAGCUUGGCUACCCUUUUGUGAUCAUUGCGGGCAAGAGGGCCUUGGAGGACCCAGCACACUUUGAGGUUUGGUCUCAGAACACUGGUGAGGUGGUCUUCCUCACCAAAGAGGGAGUCAUGGAACUACUGACUGGCGUGCAUGUUGUCUAGGGGGCCAACCACACCUGCCCCUAGGCUUGGUGUCCACUGUAACACUGUAGUUCCCUACACUUCUGUCCUGGGUGGUUUCUCUAGAAGUGGCUUCUCGUGGAAGGGGAGAGCAUGUUUGGAAAAACUACUCCUCCCUUGUGAUGGUUCAUAUGUAGCCAUUAACUCCGUCCUCCCUGGGCUGGUUGUGCUACCAUACACCGUUCCUUUUACAUGUGGACACUUCUGUUAGGAGGGCUGAAAGGUGGCAAAGAGACCCAGGCCACUUCCCCUUGAGCUGAGUUUCUGGGUGUAAGAUGAGAAUGGUUGAAAGCUGGGGACAUGCUUCCCCAAUCCCACCCCACAGUCUGAGCACACACCUUGCAUUUCAUUCAGUCCAGUUAGCGGGGCUAGCAGCCCUUCUCUGAGAAGCUGGGAGCCACAGAGUCUGGAACCUGGCUGCUGCUAAUUCACUGGUGACUCGACACACCCACACCCCUGCUGGGGCCUGGGACUCCCCUCUGGAUGUGGAGAUGGAGUUGGGUCUGUGAGGUCCUAGGGCUCUCACUGAGCCUCCACAAGACACAUGGAUCCGGUCGCUCAUGCCUCUGAACUUCCUCAGAAGUUGUCAUAAUUGCCAGGUGGCCCAAAGCUACCUCCAGAUACCUGACCUUACUGGGUAACUUCAGCACUGACAUCAUGUUCUGUUGAUUGAAUAAAGUCAAGCCUUUGGGGUGAA
Mus caroli (Ryukyu mouse) is the source of this 3065-nucleotide messenger RNA. NCBI's taxonomy places the organism in Eukaryota, Metazoa, Chordata, Mammalia, Rodentia, Muridae. The record is from RefSeq and is a predicted model, not a curated record.